AUGGAUGCUACUAUUUACGAGAUCAUUUUUGGGGAGCUCGGGGACGUGAAUUGUAGUUUGGUGGAGGCUUUCCAGGACACUUUUUUGGAAAACGCGUCAGUGGCGUUGCUGAGCGCUGAUGGUUUAUAUUGCAAUGCCACCACCGAUGAGAUUGGAACCUGCUGGCCGCGGAGCAGCAGCGGCAGGAUGGUGGAGAGACCCUGCCCGGAGUACAUCAAUGGGGUGAAGUACAACACAACCAGGAGCGCGUACAGGGAAUGCAUGGACAACGGGACAUGGGCGCUGAAGAGCAAUUACUCCAAUUGUGAGCCCAUUCUGGAGGAGAAGAGGAAGUAUCCAAUGCAUUAUAAAAUAGCGCUGAUCAUCAACUACCUAGGCCACUGUAUCUCCGUGGGAGCUCUCGUCGUGGCCUUCAUUCUCUUCUUGUGCUUAAGGAGCAUACGAUGCCUACGAAACAUCAUCCACUGGAACCUGAUCACCACCUUCAUUCUGAGGAACGUCAUGUGGUUUCUGCUUCAGCUGAUUGACCACAACAUCCAUGAGAGCAACGAGCCGUGGUGUCGACUGAUUACGACAAUAUACAACUACUUUGUGGUGACGAACUUCUUCUGGAUGUUUGUUGAAGGAUGCUACCUCCACACGGCCAUCGUAAUGACCUAUUCAACCGACAAGCUGAGAAAGUGGGUCUUCCUCUUCAUCGGCUGGUGUGAGUAUGUACGAGCUAACUGGAAAGCCGUGAAAGCGACGCUCGUCCUGCUGCCUCUGCUGGGCAUCACCUACAUGCUCUUCUUCGUGAAUCCGGGGGAAGACGACAUCUCGCAAAUUGUCUUCAUCUAUUUCAACUCCUUUCUACAGUCUUUUCAGGGGUUCUUUGUGUCGGUGUUUUACUGCUUCCUAAACGGAGAGGUGCGCUCGGCCGUGAGGAAACGGUGGCACCGCUGGCAGGACAACCACGCCCUUCGGGUACGAGUGGCGCGAGCCAUGUCCAUCCCCACGUCUCCGACCAGGAUCAGCUUUCACAGCAUCAAACAGACCACAGCUGUGUGA
Molecule: messenger RNA, 1047 nt
Organism: Stegastes partitus (bicolor damselfish)
Lineage: Eukaryota; Metazoa; Chordata; Actinopteri; Pomacentridae
Gene: crhr2
Product: corticotropin-releasing factor receptor 2
Exons: 9
Coding region: 1-1047 (348 amino acids)
Biological process (GO): cell surface receptor signaling pathway; adenylate cyclase-modulating G protein-coupled receptor signaling pathway; long-term synaptic potentiation
Cellular component (GO): axon terminus; plasma membrane; dendrite
Molecular function (GO): corticotropin-releasing hormone receptor activity; peptide hormone binding; G protein-coupled peptide receptor activity
Source: RefSeq, a predicted model, not a curated record